Messenger RNA from Monopterus albus (swamp eel), 1221 nucleotides. It is a transcript of the gene tmem177, whose product is annotated as transmembrane protein 177. Lineage: Eukaryota; Metazoa; Chordata; Actinopteri; Synbranchiformes; Synbranchidae. Bases 115 to 1047 code for a protein of 310 amino acids. The record is from RefSeq and is a predicted model, not a curated record. The transcript has 3 exons. Gene Ontology annotation, cellular component: membrane.
UGGAUUUUCAGUUACGGAAGUGGCAGUGGCUCCUAUUGUACGGCUGUCCUUGUAAAGAUGUGAAUUUGCUCCAUCUGCUGAAGUCUACAGCAGCCGAGUGACAAAAAGCCCAACAUGAUGUCUCACUUCCUCAAGUUCUCAGUGCUUCUUGAGAAGUACCGGACUCCGCUGGUCAUUGCGAGCUGUGGUGUAAUGUUUGCAGUCAACAUUUCCUACCAUGUUUUCCCUGACCAGACCUACCGUCAGCUCUAUCAGGCUUGGUACCAAGGACAGCCAGCCACGCUGUCUGAAAAGCUGGAGGAUGUUUUCCAGCAGGUGUUGAAGGACUAUGGUAUCAGAUCACCCAAGAAUUUCUCUGCUUUUGCCUCCUUUGGAUUCCAUCCAGUUGGUGCUGGAAUCCCUUGGUUGCCUGCAGGGGCCCAAAUCGGCAUCCCAGCAAACUUUAACAGCACAACCGACGACUCGAGUGGAAUCACCAACCGCACCAUUUUAAUCAAUGGCAAAAUGGUAGACUGGAACAGUGAUGCUGGGUCUGCUUUAAAGGAGGCACUGGUGUUUUCCCUUGAUGCACAGAAGUUUGCCAUAGCGCGAGAAGUGGCCCGCUUGCAGUCCGGAGGACUUGUCCUUAAAGCUGCUGUUGCCCCAUUCUGCCUGGGUGGGGUUUGGGUGUACAGUGUUUUCCUGAAGCAGGUGUUUGGGCUACACGCUGGACCGUUACUGUUUCGCGGAGCUGUGAAUGUUGUGGCGCUUUGCCUCGGUGCCGUGUCCUACUUCCUCGCCUCAGAUGCUGUCAAUCAGUGGAUUGACUAUAGCUCAGACCGACAUGCGGCUGGAGUGUCCCAUGAUUAUGCCAAAGGCGGGUUAGAGUUUUAUGAUAAGAUUCUGUCAAGAAACAAGACCCUUCGCUCCCUGAUGGGCCAGAUGGGAGAGGAGGUAUAUGCUCCCAGUGGGAACUUAUUUCCUGCUCAUCUCCUUCAGCUGAAACACACACCAUACACAUCCAGGAGGGAAGGCAUCCUUGCUCUGCUGAAAGAGGAGAAAACCUGAGAAGAAGAGGGAGGGGGGCUGUUGUGUUGAGAAUUAAAGUCUGUGUUUCUGGGCCUCACCUGGUCAACUGUAAUGAUCUAAUGCAAGUUGUGCUUAUCUUUGUUGAAAAAACAAAUGCUUUACUGUGUGUGUUUUACACUUAACUCAUGACAGUAUGACUGGACAAUAACCCUC